This is a messenger RNA of Durio zibethinus, 4222 nucleotides long. The record is from RefSeq and is a predicted model, not a curated record. Lineage: Eukaryota; Viridiplantae; Streptophyta; Magnoliopsida; Malvales; Malvaceae.
UUUAUUUUAAGAAAUUUCAACUAAGCUCUUGAAAGAAAAAAAAAUCAAUCUCAUCGAAUACAAUUUUGACGUCCGCAAGGACUUAACAAAUACACUUUCCCUUUCUCUCUCUAAAAAAUUUAUUUCUUUCGCUCUCUGAUUUCUCUCUCUAGAAAACGGCGAGGAAGAACAGGGCAUAUAUGGAGACAAGAAAAAAAAAUAAAUGAAAUAAAGAAAGGAAGCUAAGAAAAGGAGAAGAGCUGAUUGAAAAAAAAAAAAAAAGCAAAAGAGCAAAAAAAGUUUUUUUUUUUUUUGAUAAGUGAGAUAGAAAGAUAUUUUAUCGCUUCAGUUUGUUGAAAUAAAAAAAUAAAAGAAAGAGAGUUAAAAAAAAAAAAUCAAAGCUUUCAAGAUUUGUUAACUCUCUUUUUUUUUUUUCUUAUUUGUUUCUCUUGAAUUUUUAACUUUGGGAUUCAUGCUAAAGCAAUUUUGGAGAGAAUGCAAUUUUAGAAUGCUCAGAAUCAGAGCUCGUUCAUGGACUUCGGUUUUCUUUGGUCUUGGCAUCUUGUAUUGUAGAACAGAAAGCAAUAUGCUCAGGCACAGAACUUGCCUUUUCUUAUUUGUGCACACUGCACAAUGAGUACGAAGCUGAAAGCAGCCAAGUUGGAGAUAAACUGCUGAUUUCUUUGAGCUCUAGGGCUGUGUUUCUGUGUUUUCUUUGUAACUGUAGUUUAUUUCAUUGAAUUCAUGUUGUUUAAGAUAGUUGUUGCAGUUUUGUGAGUGAGUGUUAGAUAGUGAUUCUUGAAACAUGGUACCGUCGGGGCCUUCUACUCCUUUAGGUGGUGCGCAGUCGGUUACAUCUUCUCUUUUGCGGUCAAAUUCAGGGAUGAUCGGAGCCCAAGGGGGUGGUCUUCCUUCUCCAACUGGGUUCCCUUCAUUAAUGUCGCCUCGCACUCAGUUUAAUAAUAUGAAUAUGCUUGGGAAUGUGCCCAAUGCAUCUUCCCUUCUUAAUCAGUCUUUUGGAAAUGGGGGUCGAAACCCUCAGCUUUCUAGUCCUGGGAGUAGCCAGCUUGGAGGAAUUGACUCUGGGGCUGAAUCUGGUUCACUUUCAAAUAUAGGUAACGGGAUGGGGUUUAAUGCUCCCUUAUCAUCAUUUGUGCCAUCAAACAUUGAAAACCCUGGUUCAUCUGUUCAAGUUCAAGGUCAGCAAUUUUCAAACCUUUCUGGUAACCAUAUUUUGCCAGAUCAACAGCAAUCCCAACAACUCGAGUCACAACAUUUCCAACAUGGUCAACAAGCAAUGCAACAGUUCUCUGCCCCUUCCAACAGCCAACAAGGGCAGCAUCAGCAGCAACAGUUUCAAUCUAUGAGAGGAGGGUUGGCUGGUGUUGGGGCUGUCAAAAUGGAGCCACAAAUGACUAAUGAUUCUCAUGGCCAGCAGCAACAGCAACAACAACAGCAGUUGCAAUCACUAAGAAAUCUUGCUGCAGUGAAAUUGGAACCACAACAAAUCCCACCUAUGAGAACUUUGGCACAGGUAAAAAUGGAACCCCAACAUUCAGAGUCAUUGUUUUUGCAUCAGCAGCAGCAGCAGCAGUUACUCCACAUGUCACGGCAGCCCUCACAAGCUGCUGCUACCCAAAUUAAUCUUUUGCAUCAACAUAGACUCUUGCAGCUACAACAACACCAACAGCUUUUGAAAGCAAUGCCUCAACAAAGGUCUCAAUUACCACAGCAGUUUCAUCAGCAGAAUUUGCCUUUGAGAUCACCUGCGAAACCAGUGUAUGAGCCUGGGAUGUGUGCCCGGCGUCUGACACAUUACAUGUAUCAGCAACAACAUAGACCAGAAGACAACAAUAUUGAAUUUUGGAGAAAAUUUGUUGCCGAGUACUUUGCUCCAAAUGCCAAAAAGAAGUGGUGUGUUUCUAUGUACGGAAGUGGCCGCCAAACAACUGGCGUUUUUCCUCAGUUUGCUCGGUCCCCAUUAAUACUUAUAGAUGAAAUAUCUCCUCAGUCUUUGUGCCCUGCAGAUGUCAUCAGCAUCUUUGAUGUAUGGCACUGUGAAAUAUGCAAUUGCAAGCCAGGACGUGGUUUUGAGGCGACUGUUGAGGUUCUCCCUAGGCUUUUCAAAAUUAAAUAUGAAAGUGGUACUUUGGAAGAACUUCUUUACGUUGAUAUGCCCCGUGAGUAUCAGAACACAUCUGGUCAAAUUGUUCUGGACUAUGCAAAAGCAAUACAAGAAAGUGUUUUUGAGCAACUUCGUGUUGUUCGUGAUGGUCAACUUCGGAUAGUUUUCUCACCAGAUCUGAAGAUAUGUUCUUGGGAAUUUUGUGCUCGGCGUCAUGAGGAACUCAUCCCUAGAAGAUUGUUGAUACCUCAGGUUAGUCAGCUUGGGACCGCAGCUCAAAAGUAUCAAGCAGCAACUCAAAAUGCAUCAACAAAUUUAUCUGCUCCAGACUUGCAGAAUAACUGUAACUUGUUUGUAGCAUCAGCUCGGCAAUUGGCAAAAGCCUUAGAAGUGCCAUUGGUAAAUGAUUUGGGUUAUACAAAGAGAUAUGUACGGUGUCUUCAGAUAUCUGAAGUGGUUAAUAGCAUGAAAGACUUGAUUGAUUACAGUAGAGAAACGAAGACUGGACCCAUGGAGAGUUUGGCUAAGUUCCCUCGAAGAUCAAGUACUUCAUCUGGUUUUCAUGCUCAAGCUCAACAGCCUGAGGAACAGCUACAACAGCAACAGUAUCAGCAGCAGCGGACACCACAACAGCAAACCAUUGCCCAGAGCUCUAAUAGUGAUCAAAGUUCUGCCCAGGCUUCAGGGAUGCAGCUUGCCGCUAACAAUGGUGUGGCUAAUGUAAAUAACUCUCUUAAUGCAGCAUCUGCGUCAACAUCUACUGCCGCCAAUGUUGGGCUUAUGCAUCAGAAUUCCAUGAACUCCAGGCAGCAGAAUUCUAUGAAUAAUGCAAACGGUCCCUAUGGUGGAAAUUCUGUUCAGAUUCCUUCCCCUGGUUCCUCUAGUACAAUACUGCAAGUGCAAGCGCAAGCAAAUCCAUCUCCAUUUCAGUCACCAACACCCUCCUCAUCUAAUAAUCCUCCUCAUGGUCCCUUAGCAGCUUCUAGUCACAUGAGUUCUGCAAAUUCCCCAGUUAAUGUGCCCAUGCAUCAGCCAGCUCUUUCUGGUAAGGCUGACCCAACUGAAUCACAAAGCUCUGUUGGGAAAAUUAUUCAUGAAAUAAUGUCUGUCCAACUUAAUGGCAUGGGCGGAGUUGCCACUCUAGGCAAUGAUGUGAAGAGUGUAAAUGGAAUGUUGCCAACGAGUAACAAUUCAGUUCUCAACGGUGGCAACGGUUUGGUUGGGAAUGGAACUGUCAAUAAUUCAGGUAUCGGUGUUGGUGGUGGUGGUGGGUUUGGUUCAAUGGGUGGUGGGUUUAGCCAGUCUGCUUUAGUCAAUGGAAUCAGAGCUGCUAUGAGUAAUAACCCUGUCAUGAAUGGAAGGGUUGGAAUGACAUCAAUGGCACGGGAUCAAGGUACGAGUCACCAACAACAGGAUUUGGGGAACCAGCUACUAAAUGGGCUAGGAGCAGUUAAUGGUUUUAAUAAUUUUCAAUUUGAUUGGAAACCUUCCCCAUGAAACGAUGUCCGAAAGCCGAUGGUUCGAUUAUAGAUGCUAUUUUCGCGGCAUGAGAAUAGGCAGAAUGAACUGCCUGUGGCCCUGGCAGAUUCACGCUACAACAGUAUAUUACAGAACAAGGGCUUUCCUCCCACUUUGUACUAAUUUCAGAAAAAUGAAACAUAGAGCAUUGAGUUUUAUGAAUGAAAUGUUAAAAGCAUCUUUAAGUUGCGCCAAAUUUCUACUAACUUGUUUACCCUGAUUAUUAACUGUUAACGCACACCACUUGCCACUGGCGCCUCAAUGGAAUUGUCGGGAGAUAAAUGUGUUCGAUAAUGAUCCUCAAUCACCGCAACUCUCAAAACAUCAGGAGGGAGAGUGGCUGGUUGUUUGCUGAUUCCAAAUUGCUUUCAAGCGUAUAAUAAUCUCCAAUGAUUUAUUAUUGGAAAUCAUGUGUCGGUUCCCUGUGCAUACGCUUAGGAUAUAUAUGAUUGAGUUCUUACAAAAUUGAGUUUGAUAUAUGCCUUUUCCUCCGUGAGAUUCGUCAAUCCAUCUGCUUUGCUGUUUUUAUACGCUAAUUGGUGUGGUCUUUAACAUUUUUUAGUAGUUGAUUUCUUGACUAGGAGUUGGGACCAUCGAUGU